Drosophila biarmipes is the source of this 672-nucleotide messenger RNA. RefSeq names its product lysozyme. The coding region runs from base 32 to 490 and encodes 152 amino acids. The record is from RefSeq and is a predicted model, not a curated record. The transcript is spliced from 3 exons. NCBI's taxonomy places the organism in Eukaryota, Metazoa, Arthropoda, Insecta, Diptera, Drosophilidae.
GGCACUCAAAGCUGGGUUUUCCAGUCGCACUAUGAGAGCUGCACUAUUCGGAUCGUGGUUCUGGCUGGGAUUGGGCUUGGGACUGCUCUUGGUCGGCGAUUCCGGCGUGGUUUUUGCCAAGCGGUUCCUGCGCUGCGAACUGGCCCGCAAGCUGCUCGAGCAGCAUGGCUUCGAACGAAGUCUGCUUUCCAAUUGGAUCUGCUUGCUGGAGCACGAGAGCGAACUGGAGACCAGCAGAACCACCUCGAAUCCCAAUGGAUCGCGGAACUACGGACUGUUCCAGAUCAACAGCAGAUUCUGUCAAGAGGGACGGCGCGGCGGCACCUGCAAUGUCAAGUGCGAAGAUCUUCUGGAGGAAAAUUUGAGGGAGUCGGCAGCUUGUGCCAAGCGCAUUCAGACUUCGGACGGGUUUCGCCACUGGGCGGGAUGGCAGCGGUACUGCCGUAACACCCAGAACCUGCCUAAUCUUAAAGUCAUCUGUGGGAUUUAGGAAGCAAUUGCGGAUUCCAUGGGUUGUACAGAGCUUGCCUGUUUAAGAUUAAGCUUUGUAAUGGGUUUCCGUUACAAAUUCGAUUAUGGCUAAACGAAUAGCUAAAAAUGCGACGCAAACUGAAUUUUUUAUUUAAGACAAAUAAUAAAUAAACACAAAAAUAAUUGGAAAGUACAAUAUUA